AUGGCGUUCAACAGUUCGUCCGCUAACUAUUCCAGUGUCAUUUCGCAUUGUUCAAUAGAUCGAUAUGUAUCAUCUGCAGUAACAUCGGCAAUAAAUGGCGUCUUUUCACCUAUCGCUUUGAUAACCAAUGCCUUGAUUGCUAUUGUGAUAUGGAGAGAACCAUCGUUACGAAAUCCUUCUAACUUUAUGUUAGUUGGUCUUGCAUCUGUGGAUUUUAUAACUGGUYUUCUCUUACAGCCGAUCUUCAUAAUGAAUCAGAUCUCACAUUUAACAUGUAGCAAUUAUAAAAGAUUGUUUGGUGACAUAUUGCUGUCCUUUAUGAUUCUAUGCAGUGGAAGYGCAUUUGUCAUYAUCGCUGGCGUGAGUUUAGARAUGGYGCUGGCCUUGGAGUUUCAUCUUCGUUAUCAUUCAGUAGUCACUAACACUCGUAUUGCGAUAUUCUUGAUUGCCACAUGGAUUGCGUGUGGUAUUGUAGUCGUUGUGCAUGCAAUUUUCCCGGAACAGGACACAUUCAACUACCCUGCUAUUAUUUUCAUCUCUUUGUGCGUCGUUAUCACCAUAAUUUCGCACAUCCGAAUUUUUAUAACCGUACGGCGUCAUAGGCGUCAGAUAGACCGAACCAGAACCAGUGUCGACAAUAAUGAAAUGGGUACAAGACUGGAACGAAUUGCCGAAGAAACAAGAAGAGCAAUGAACUUAGUCACCAUCAUUGUAUUGUAUUGUUUCUUUUACUCCCCGCAAUUUAUCCUUCAAAUUUACAAGGUUGUUAAUAACAUUCAAGGUGGGAUUUCUGAAGGUUUCGCUUGGACUGAGACGAUCAUGUUCCUCAGAGCAUCAGUCAAUCCUUUAGUAUGGUUUUACAAGAGGACCGAGCUGAGGACAUMUUUGAAGAGAAUGUGGACUUUAUUUUGCCACUAA
Molecule: messenger RNA, 918 nt
Organism: Exaiptasia diaphana
Lineage: Eukaryota; Metazoa; Cnidaria; Anthozoa; Actiniaria; Aiptasiidae
Product: melanocortin receptor 3-like
Exons: 1
Coding region: 1-918 (305 amino acids)
Biological process (GO): G protein-coupled receptor signaling pathway
Cellular component (GO): membrane
Molecular function (GO): G protein-coupled receptor activity
Source: RefSeq, a predicted model, not a curated record